AUGGUGGACCCUCAGCUGCCUCGAGCCUCCUGGCCGGUGGGCCGUAUAACUAAGACCAUGCCUGGGAUCGAUGGUCGUGUUAGAUCAGUGGAGAUCCAGAACCCAGGGAAGCAGGCUCAGGAGACCCAGAGCAGCACAGCAGAGCUGAUCGCAGGCCUGGUGCAGCUGGUGCCCUUGGUCAGUACAGCCCAGCUUUCCCAGGAGGCCAUGGAGGCUCUGCUGGUGCUGCACCUGCCUGAGACCAUUGAGCUGUGGAACCCUCAGGCCCCCAUUGAAACCUUCUGGGACAUCAGCUCCCUGGUUCUCUUCCUGAUCUGCAAGAAGCUGAUUGGUCACCAGAUGGUGAACAGUACAGAGGUGUUGAAGUGGCUGAGGGAGAUCCUUAUCUGCAGGAACAAGUUCCUCCUAAAGAACAAGGAGUGUGCCACGCAGGGCAGUGGAAUCCCCAUCUGCAGACAGGCCCAGACCAAACUGGAGGUGUGUCUAUACAUGUUUCUGUGGAGCCCUGACACCGAGGCCGUGCUGGUGGCCAUGUCCUGUUUCAGACACCUGUGUGAGGAGGCUGACAUCCGCUGUUCCGCUGACGAGGUGCUCGUCCAGAGCAUCCUGCCCAACUACGCCACCUUCACAGAGUUCGCCUCCGUCAGCAACAUAAUGGCCACCGGACGUUUCACCCUGCAGAAGAGAGUGAUGGCCUUGUUGAGAAGGAUAGAGCACCCCACUGCAGGAAACACUGAGGCAUGGGAGGACACGCAUGCAAAAUGGGAGCAGGACACCAAACAGAUUCUGAACUUUCCCAAAAACAAGGAGUGGAUCAACAUGACAGGCUUCCUGUGUGCUCUGGGUGGGGUGUGUCUGUCCCAGCACAACAAGCCCUGUGGCCCCACCACCUACAGCCCCCCCAUGGGCCCCAUGAGCGAACGCAAGUACUCUAUGGUCUCUGUGGGCGUCUGUGAGGUCUCCAACGCUGCAGCUGGAGCCUCAGCCACCUGCUCCUCCUCUUCCUCCACUGAAACCCCCCUGGGCAGGUUCCUGGACCGCCUGCUAGUCCUGCUGGUAUGUGGUCAUGAGAGGGUGGGUCUACACGUCCGCACCAACGUCAAGGAGCUGCUGGGGCUGGAGCUCAGCCCGGUCCUGUACCACAUGCUCUUCAACAAGCUAAGGAACAGCAUCGGACGCUUCUUCGACACAGGGGCCACAGGUCCCCAUCAAUGACACUAACACACAGUUUGUGGAGCAGACCAUUGCCAUCAUGAAGAACCUACUGGAUAACCAUGCUGAGGGCAGCUCAGAGCAC
Oncorhynchus nerka (sockeye salmon) is the source of this 1297-nucleotide messenger RNA. RefSeq names its product neurofibromin-like. NCBI's taxonomy places the organism in Eukaryota, Metazoa, Chordata, Actinopteri, Salmoniformes, Salmonidae. Gene Ontology annotation, biological process: nuclear-transcribed mRNA catabolic process, non-stop decay; nonfunctional rRNA decay; ribosome disassembly. Bases 1 to 1215 code for a protein of 404 amino acids. Gene Ontology annotation, cellular component: cytoplasm. The transcript is spliced from 9 exons. The record is from RefSeq and is a predicted model, not a curated record.